Messenger RNA from Pectinophora gossypiella (pink bollworm), 2238 nucleotides. RefSeq lists its product as uncharacterized. Gene Ontology annotation, molecular function: DNA-binding transcription repressor activity, RNA polymerase II-specific; RNA polymerase II cis-regulatory region sequence-specific DNA binding. Bases 1 to 2238 code for a protein of 745 amino acids. Gene Ontology annotation, biological process: negative regulation of transcription by RNA polymerase II; neuron differentiation; regulation of cell cycle process. The transcript has 8 exons. Gene Ontology annotation, cellular component: transcription repressor complex; nucleus. The record is from RefSeq and is a predicted model, not a curated record. Lineage: Eukaryota; Metazoa; Arthropoda; Insecta; Lepidoptera; Gelechiidae.
AUGGAUCAGGAACGUACCGGCGAUGUUGUCCUAAAGCUAGACAUUAAAAAUGCUUUUAAUAGUGUUGAAAGAGAAGAGGUUACUCAGAUAGACAAUGACAUUAAGGACACGCUGGAGACCAUCCUCAAUGGUGACAGUUUCGACAUUCCAUAUGUAGGGGAAGCUUUGGACGCCUGGUCUCUUGUGAGCCCGGCCACUGAUCGCCCGGAGAACCCGAGUAUGCAGCGAUGGUGGGAUGAGCAGCUUUGCGAAAUCCGAGUUGCUGAGCUACUAGAAGUAGCCUCUGGAGUGGACAUCGCUCGCCUUAAGGCGGCAUCUUGCCGGGAGUCAGGUGCAUGGCUUCUUGCUCUCCCCUCGCCUCACUUAGGUACUGCCCUCGAUGAUGGAUCACUUAGGGUCGCUGUGGCACUCAGACUCGGAUGCAGCGUUUGUGAACCGCACAACUGCAUCUGUGGAGCACCGGUAGAUGCCAGAGGCUAUCACGGUUUGAGCUGUGGCAAGUCAGCGGGUCGUUUUCCUCGACACCACAUGCUCAAUGAUAUUAUCCGCCGCGCCUUGGUGUCGGCCGGCAUACCGAGCUCACUCGAGCCCCCUGGUUUGUGUCGCUCUGACGGCAAGCGACCAGAUGGGCUAACUCUUACACCUUGGGAGAAGGGUCGCUGUUUAGUGUGGGACGCCACAUGCGUCAGCACUUACGCGGCCUCUCACUUGCCCCGAACAACCCGGAUGGCUGGUUCUGCUGCUGAAUGGGCCGCUUUACAAAAACGGGCUAAGUAUAAGGCUCUUGAAGGGCCAUAUAUUUUCAUUCCCUUCGCGGUGGAGAUACCACAAAACACCGUCAGCGAAAUCUAUACAAACCACCGCGCCGCAAUGUUGGACCUGGGACGUCAAUAUUUUAAUAACGCCGCGCCCAAAUGUCUCUCGCGCAUAUGUCUGAGUGAAUUUUGCUUGAAUAUGGAAGCGGCGUUGCCACAUUUCCACCGUUUGUCAUCUAGGUUCUACCAUCAAUACGCAGCACCACCAGUCCGUAUAUCUAGCAACUAUCUCCACGACCUAAUCCCUCAACAGCACCCAACCUUACUCCAACAAUAUCUGGCCUAUUACAAUGAACCCUUAGUUCCUUUAGACUUGUCGUUGAAGUCUACUUCUCCUAUCACACCCCCUUGCACCCCGCCACCACAGCAUAAAAGAAAAGCUGCUGAAGAUAAUGGCUCAGAAAAAUCUCCAAAAAUAUUUAGACACUUCGAAGAUGACUCUAAAGAUACUAAAGAAGAUAAUGCAUCAGAAAAGGCAGAAAAAAGAAAACCAGACGAUGAGAAUUCUAAUGACAGCGACAGUCCUGAGGCAAAGAAACUUAAAUUCACCAAACAAUUUUUCGAAGAGCUCAAAACAUGUUUGCCACCUGAAGUCGAAAAUAAAAGCGAAAGAAGUUCACCAGAAGUAAUCGAAAUAAAAGACGUGGAGGAGCGUCCGAAAAAGUCACCAAAACCUGCACAGCCGUUGAAGAAAAGCAAAGCGGUCAGACGGCUGAUGUUCGACGAAGACAAAACAUCCCCUGUAUCCGGCACUAUAAUUCGCGACUUAGCCGAAGACGAAACAUUAGUAGUCCGCAAGGGCGACAUAGAUCCGGCGUUCAACGUUGUGGAGGUUACAGAAGAGGCAAAAGCUUUGAUCGCUACGAUAGAGAACCGGCUAGGCAGAUACAUAUGCCGCCUGUGCCGCCGGCUGUACGGCGACGCUUUUGCGUUGGCGCAACAUCGGUGCUCCAGGAUUGUGCAUAUUGAAUACCGCUGUCCAGAGUGCGAUAAGGUGUUCAACUGCCCAGCAAAUCUUGCGUCGCACCGGCGUUGGCACAAGCCCAGAGUUCCAGGAGCUACCAAGAGACGGGAAACCCAACCAGCGUCGGAGGCCGGCAGGUUCCCUUGCCAGAGGUGCGGCAAGCUAUUCCGGAGACAAGCGUACCUUAGGAAGCAUCUACUGGCACAUGAACAACCGGAGAAUGAUGAGAAGGAACCGUCGGCGUUUAGGCAGGUCCACGCCGAAUACUCUGCUUAUCAGACCGAAACCCUCCGCGACAGCAACUUCAACACCUUCUGGAACAAGGUUCCGCCGCCGGCUCAGGAAUUGUCAUGGGAGGGAGUUCGUCAGCGAUGCGCGUCCUCUUGUUCCUCUGAGGACUCGAGGAGUUUGGACGUGACGGGGUCUGAGGAUGAGGGGGGAGGGGGAGGGGACGGGUGA